CUAUAUGUUUUACCAUUUUACGUAAAGAUUUGAAUGAAUUAUAUAUUUUUUGGAUAUUAUUAUUUUUCAUAUACUAAAUACACAUUGGAUAUAAAUGGUUUAAAGGUAUUAAUGAACGAGUGGCCUAAGUUAAGUCGUCUGCUGAUAGAGGGAAGAGUUGACUGUCAGGUGUGAUGACGUGAGCGAGUGUCUCUUUAAAUAUGCUUAAGUUAGGCAACAGAAAAGACCAUGGUAUAGACUCUAAGUGUACAAUACGUCUUCUAGAUGAUAACGAGGUUUUAGAAUGUGAAUUUCAGAGUUAUCACAAAGGGAAGGUUCUUCUUGACUACGUAUUUAGCAGGCUCAACCUUAUAGAAACUGAUUACUUCGCCCUCCGUUAUGUUGACCAAAAUAAACAGAGACACUGGUUAGAUCCUAACAAGAACAUCCUAAGACAAAUAAAGAAUCUAUCACCAAUCCUGUUUUGUUUCCGUGUCAAGUUCUAUCCUGCGGAUCCUCUUAGACUUCAAGAGGAGAUCACUCGUUAUCAGCUCUUUCUUCAACUUCGACGAGAUCUUUUACAUGGAAGGCUGUACUGCUCCCAGGCUGAUGCUGCUAUGCUUGCUGCUUAUAUUGUACAAGCUGAGAUUGGUGAUUAUGACCCAACCAAACAUUAUGGCAAUUACAUUAGUGACUUUAAGAUCCUACUUAAGCAGACGCCAAAGAUUGAAGAGAAAAUCAUGGAGCUACACUCAACCCUCAAGAAUCAUACACCACUGAUGGCAGAGACCUGUUUCCUCAAGAAAGCUUCCAUCCUUGAUACUUAUGGUGUUGAUCCUCAUCCUGUAAAAGAGAUUGAUACAGAUCAUCGGGGAAGUCAACUUUAUCUUGGUCUAAACCACACCGGAGUCUUGACGUUUCAGGGCUCCCGCAAGACACAUCACUUUCGUUGGGCAGAUGUCCAGAAGUUGAACUAUGAGGGCAAGAUGUUCAUUGUGCAUCUCAUGUUUGCUGAGGAUGCAAGGACUAAGAAGAAGCACACUGUAGGAUUCAAGUGCCCAACAGCAUCUGCAUGCAGACACCUAUGGAGAUGUGCAGUUGAGCAGAGACUCUUUUACACGCUAGAAAAUUCCAAUAAACAGGGUGUUGUAGUAACAGGAGGAUCUUUUUUCUCGCGGGGUUCACGUUUCCGAUAUGCCGGACGUUGUGAAAAGGAGGUGGUGGAAGAAAGCUCGAGCAUCUUAAGAGAGCCACCAACUGUAAAUAGAGUCUCUCUCAGGAACAUUGGCAGAUCAACUUCCCUUCCUACUACACCAGCUGACUCUGAUACUUAUGAUGCUGUAAUGAGUCGAGUCCACCGGCCUCUUCCAUAUAUAGACCGAAGCAGUAGUUUGGAUGAGGAUGUAUUGUGUGGAGCUGACACAGGCUCACAAGACUCCACAGAAGGGCUCAACCACAUAAAUGGGGGCUGCGGAGGUCCUGGGGCUGCCUACUGUCCAGAGUCAACUUUACCUCCACUAUCACUGUUGGAGCCCUUAUUAGAGGCACAAGAGAACAAAUCUCGUUCAUCUUCUAUUCUAGAUUCAAGUUUUAUGGACGCUGAGAGUAGUCUUGAACCAUGCUUGGAGACCAAAGGAAAACAGGAAGAUGAAGAGCACAAGGAAAAAGAGAAGGACGUAACAGGAAACAGUAAGGAGUUGGAAGUAAAUGGGGAAGAAGCAAUGCUUCAACAACAACUCUAUUGUGACUACAGUGGUCGAGGUCACACAAGUGAGUUUGGUGAUACUUCAUCAACAGAGACUUUGGGACCACCCCAUAACCAAAUUGACCCUCGAUCUCCACUAACAAGAAAAGCUGAUAAAUGUCUAGAAAGUCCACUAAGAAGUAGUUUGGCACCCAUCAGAAGAGAAAAAAUGAAAGUUCCACCACUAUCUCUUCCGCAGGAUCUGACACGGGGAGGAGCCCAGAGGCUACUUAGGGGCCGGAUAAGUAGGCUCAGUGUAAAAACAUUUCUUAGAGUAUUUCUUGUAGCUUUUGUCUUUGUGGUUUUUGUCCUUACUUGCUCAGUAAUUCUUGUAUUUGAAAGUGAAGCGAGCUUGCUUCACAGUGUUCGCUCCACACGAGAAAUGAUGCUGCUUAGAUUACAGUAUUAUCAGCCCAUAAAGGAACAUAUAAAAUGUUGGCUUGGUAUAAAACCUUAAAUUAUUUUCAUAUGUAAGAUAGCCUCUUCCAAAAGUACCUACAGUAGGUAGACAUUAUAUAAUAUGUAUCUCAUAGUUUUAUUUGUACAUAAAUUUCAUAGUAAUGGAGUGUUUGAUAUUUCCUUUUAAUGACCUACAUACUGCCUCAGUGAUAAUGAUAGAAUGAGAUACCUAUAGGCUUGACUUUGUUGAAUAUGCUGCCAAUUCAUUGUUUUAAUACAUACACCAGCAAUUUUUUGUUGCCAGCUGGUUAAAGUGAUAUUUUUUUAUUUUCCUGUAUAUUUAUGCAAAAUGCAGAAUGAAAAAGAGUAGUAUGUAGGCUUCUUGUUUAUGGUGUAGGUGACCAAGUAUAGUUAAGGCAAUUGGAUAAUAUUUUGUGGGGCGAGACCACACUUUAGGUCAUGCUUUGCUUGCUGUUCUAAAGUAAGGAUAGCUAGUGCAAUAAAAUUAAAAUAGUGGUAGUGCAGCAGAAAAGGUAUUUUGACAAAUUAUUAUUAAGCUAAGUGAUCAUGAGCCUUGAAAGAUACCUUUGGAUAUUUUUAGUCCUUUGUGUCAGUGACAUUAAAUUCAUUUGGCUUCUUUUCAAGGCUCAGAAUCUUACCUAGCUUUAGUACAAUCUUACCUCAUGUAUCUUUUCUUUUUUUGAUAAAGAAAUGUUUCCCCAAUACAUUCUCUUGAGGUGCAUGUCUUUGAUGCCCUUGUAAGGCAGGUUGUCUUAUGCUGGGUGUUCAGUGAAAUUCUUAUCACAGUAUUGCUACAAUAACUGCUAAACCUGUUUACGCUCAGUGAUGAUGUAUUCAGUACAGAGAUUCUCAUAUCAUACUGUAACAGUGUUGUAAAAUUUUUGGAUUACGAA
Homarus americanus (American lobster) is the source of this 3036-nucleotide messenger RNA. RefSeq names its product FERM domain-containing protein 5-like (gene Frmd5). The coding region runs from base 201 to 2180 and encodes 659 amino acids. Lineage: Eukaryota; Metazoa; Arthropoda; Malacostraca; Decapoda; Nephropidae. The transcript is spliced from 14 exons. The record is from RefSeq and is a predicted model, not a curated record. Gene Ontology annotation, cellular component: cytoskeleton. Gene Ontology annotation, molecular function: cytoskeletal protein binding.